AAUGCAAGAGCACCUAUCUCAGGGCUGGGGGGCUGAGGGCAUACUUGGAUUCCCAGGUUGGAAGAUUAUCUCACUCAGAAGAAGUUCUUGUAGAGAUAUAUAAGCUAAAAGAGAUUGGCGUAUCUCAGCAAAGUAGCUUCGGAUAGCAGUGGGAGGAGGCAUCUUCCCUUGAAGGAGUACCAAACAGUGCUAACAUUUUUUGAUAAGCCAGCAGCAACUAUGAUGAUGCUAAGAGUGGAAGAACUGGUGACUGGCAAAAAGAGCGAUGGUAGAGAGACAACUAAUUUUCUCCCAGAGGACUUCAAACAUGGAGUAUAUGAAGCUGCUGUGAGGCUAGAAAAACAAGAGGAUCUGAAGACAUUGACUGAUCCCCUGCUCCCACGACGUAAUCUGACCUACAAAGAGGAGAAACAGCUACAAGCAGAGCUCAAGAAAAAGAAACUAGACGAGAGACCAAAACUUGAAAGCUUGGAAGAUCUUGAAAAAAUAAUCCAGUUGAAGAAAAGGAAAAAAAUCAAGAAAGUUAAAGUUCCUGUUGUAAAGGAGCCUGAGCAAGAAGUUAUAACAGAACCAGUGGAUGUUCCUACAUUUUUCAAGGCUGCCUUGGAGAACAAGAUGCCAGUUAUUGAAAAAUAUUUAGCAGACAAAGGGGAUCUAGAUGUUUGUGAUGAGUAUAAACGAACAGCCUUGCACAGAGCAUGCUCAGAAGGACACCUGGCAAUUGUGGAAAAAUUAGUAGAAGCUGGAGCACAACUUGAAUUCCAAGAUAUGCUUGAAUCAACAGCUAUUCAUUGGACAUGUCGUGGUGGCAAUGUGGAAGUCCUGAAGUACCUGCUGAACAAAGGAAUAAACAGGAAUGCAAGAGACAAGUUGCUCAGCACGCCUUUGCAUGUGGCAGUAAGAACAGGUCAAUACGAAUGUGGGGAACACCUCAUCGCUUGUGAAGCAGACCUCAAUGCUAAAGACAGAGAGGGUGAUACUCCCAUGCAUGACGCAGUGAGGCUGAAUCGCUAUAAAAUGAUUCGACUCCUGAUUCUGUAUGGUGCCAAUCUAAAUAUAAAGAAUGCGGAAGGGAAAACUCCAAUGGAUCUCGUUAUGCAGUGGCAAAAUGGCACCAAAGAAAUAUUCAACAGCCUGAAGGAAAACUCCUACAAGAGCUCCCCCAUUGACACAUUCUGAAAAACAAGUGUCACCGGACUGACAGUUGUCUUGCGAAACAUGCCAUAAUCAAUGUGAAGAGCAGUACCAAAACGAUCCCAUCUUCACUAAACAUAAGAAGUGUUUCCUUUUGCUGCCUUUGUUAAAGUCAUAUAGGACAAGAGCAGGGAUGAAAUAUUUCAAAGGCACAGUUUGAAUGUUAGAAUUCCAGUGAUUUUAAGUUGCUUUAUUUAUUCCUAUUUAUAUUUUGUAUUCCAUAUUUCCUUCUCUCUCAGAUGGUGUUCCUUUGGCUAUUAUACUUUGCUGAUCUUUCAAUAAGUCAUGUUGGUACUGCUGUUCUAUAGAGAACACAAGUUACAGAUAUGAAAAUGAGAAUGAGAGGAGCGUGUUAAAGCUGCUUUUUAUACAAGACAACAGCGUUUCAGAAAAUAUUAGCAGCUUCCUGUCAGGCUUUUAUUCAAUAGAGAGCUAUUUGUCACCCUUACCCAGUUUCUGCUGAAUUGUCACUGUCAAGAGCAAGCCGUUAAAAGCAAAAAGGCAGAAUGGUGGUAUGGAAGGGAGGUGUAAAGUGGAAUUAAAAAGGGAAUGGUUCUACUGAACCUCACUGGAAGUAGUGGCUGAAUCCUGAACUGAACAUGGUGGAACACGUUUGAACUACAGAAUCUGAAAAUUGAAAGUUCUGUAGAUUACAAGGACAAUAAUAUAAAAUGAUGAACAAGAAAGAAAA
This is a messenger RNA of Sceloporus undulatus (fence lizard), 1885 nucleotides long. RefSeq names its product ankyrin repeat domain 1 (gene ANKRD1). Gene Ontology annotation, cellular component: nucleus. The coding region runs from base 220 to 1179 and encodes 319 amino acids. The record is from RefSeq and is a predicted model, not a curated record. NCBI's taxonomy places the organism in Eukaryota, Metazoa, Chordata, Lepidosauria, Squamata, Phrynosomatidae. The transcript is spliced from 9 exons. Gene Ontology annotation, biological process: regulation of transcription by RNA polymerase II. Gene Ontology annotation, molecular function: RNA polymerase II-specific DNA-binding transcription factor binding.